AUGAGCGCGAAGAAGAGGCUGCAAGUCAUCCAAGAAUUCACUCACGGUGGCCCUGACUCCCCAACUGUGCUACUGGCCAGCUUGAAAGCCGCGGGAGCCGGCGUGAACCUCACAGCUGCCUCGACUGUGUACCUGUUUGACCCGUGGUGGAACCCUGGGGUAGAGGAGCAAGCCAUGGGCAGGGUGCACCGGAUCGGACAGAAGAAAGAAGUGAAGGUGAUAAGGCUCAUCGUGAAGGGCAGCAUCGAGGAGAGGAUACUGGCCAUGCAGGAGAGGAAGAAGCGGCUGAUCAGCAGUGCAUUUGGGAAGAAGGGAGGCAAGGAUGAUAAGGAGAUGCGCGUCGAAGAGCUCCGGAUGAUGUUGGGCCUAGAUAACUAA
Molecule: messenger RNA, 378 nt
Organism: Miscanthus lutarioriparius
Lineage: Eukaryota; Viridiplantae; Streptophyta; Magnoliopsida; Poales; Poaceae
Source: the annotation of a GenBank genome assembly